GUGCAAAAAGUACGCGAAAACAGACACAAAAGCGAUACAAAUCUAAACUAAAGCAAUAAAGUAACUUGAUUUAUGAAUUAAGUGUGAGAAAAAGUUUGUUGAAACUCAUCAAAAUAAAUAAAGACGAGUGUGUGCGAUUUUAUGCGCACUGGGAAUUGUCUCCUAACACGGAAAUUUACAGUGUAAAAUGUUUAAAGUUGCGCAGUGCAGUGUCAAAACGCCAAAAUAAGCUCGCAGUAACCUCGUGAAACCUGGAAAGCCACACAUUUCGUGUCAUUACUUCCAAAAUGUGGCAAAUUAAUUGAACACAAAAAGCUCUAAAUUCCACAAAAACAAGCAAAUAAGCAACAAGUUGUUUAAAACAACAAAGCAUACAACAUUUAUUUUGUGUUUUUGCUGAAAACUGCUUAGUGUUCAAAGCAACUGUGCGCGCGCUCAAAACCGCUUUUCGCAACUUCGCUCAACUCUCCCAUAAAACAGCGCUCAAAUCGGCGCAUAAACAUCACUCAACAACAACAACAACCGAGCGGUGCCACAUAGUGCCACAGUGUGUUGGUUUGGUGCUACACUCCGCAUUUCGCAUUUCGCGUUUGGCAUUAUUUAGCUGAUUUGUAUAUCAGUUUUCCGAAUACGAAUUCAUCGAUCGUGAGACGGGUCUCGCGAAUCCUGCGCUCGUCUAUGAUGAGCUAGACUAUCCACAUCUCUAUUCACAGUUCGACGGCGGUGGCGCAAUUACGAUGACCAGCAAUAUCGAUUCCACCCAACCACGUGCGUACGUAGUCAACGCCACCGAUAGCAUUGAUGGUGAGAGUAGAGAUUACACACCCGAGGAGUUGGCAGAGGAAGAUGACGAGGAGAAGGUUACACGUUGCGUGCCUGAUUUUCAGUUCUCGCUCGUCGAUUCGGAAUAUGACGAGACGCUGGCGUUUCCCGAUUCCGUGACGAUAUUGUCGAAUGUCGGCGAUAAGCCAGUGCUGGUACAGCGCAAAGACACCGACGACGAUGACGAUGAGGAGGAGGGUGCCGGCGCAUUCACAGGGCAACCUUCGGAGAUACCAUACAGCUCCAUAUAUGGACCGAGCAUGAAAUUCAAUUCCUUUCAGCGCAAAGUAUUCAUACCCGGCAUGGAGAUACAGGUGCGCAUAAUCGACAACGAACGCAGUGUGACGACGCAUUUAUUGAAUCCAAAUUUGUAUACCAUCGAACUGACGCAUGGACCCUUCACGUGGACCAUCAAGCGUCGCUACAAGCAUUUCAAUUCACUGCAUCAGCAGCUUAGUUUCUUCCGCACCUCGCUGAACAUUCCAUUCCCGAUGCGUAGUCACAAGGAGAAGCGUGCCACAAUUAAAAAGGCAGCCAUACAAAUGGCUGAUGAGGCGCGUCUGAAGUCAAUGCAGCUGUCGCAGACGCAGACCACGAUCUGUGAGACGAGCCAGAAAGUGCAAAGUAACGGUAACAGUAAUGCUAGCAAUACCAUGGUCUUGGCGAGCACUAGCAAUAGUCCGCUGUCAAAUCUGGGUAUAACGGGCAAGAGAAAGAAGAAGGAGAGAAAGCUGCCACGUUUUCCCAAUCGACCCGAAUCACUUAUAACUGUCGAGUCACUGCCUACGCGUAUCAAGCAAUUGGAGGAUUAUCUGUACAAUCUACUGAACAUCAGCUUGUAUCGAAAUCAUCACGAAACGCUGAACUUCGUUGAAGUCUCAAAUGUCUCCUUUGUGUCUGAUCUCGGCAUCAAGGGCAAGGAGGGCGCUAUACAAAAGCGUACCGGCUCCACGCGUCCUGGGCAAGCGGGUUGCAAUUUCUUCGGUUGCUUUCAGCAGAAGUGCUGUGUGCGCUGCAGCUUCUUUUGUUCGGACGUGCUGUACGGCAAAUGGCGUAAUCGUUGGUUCUUCGUCAAAGAGACCUGCUUCGGCUACAUACGUCCCACCGAUGGAGUCAUUAGAUCUGUGAUAUUAUUCGAUCAGGGUUUCGACGUCUCCACUGGCAUCUAUCAGACCGGCAUGCGUAAGGGUCUGCAAGUGCUCACAAAUAACCGUCACAUUAUACUCAAGUGCUGGACGCGUCGAAAGUGCAAAGAGUGGAUGCUAUACCUCAAGCAGACCGCAAAUAGUUAUGCGCGCGACUUUACCUAUCCCAACCCGCAUAUGUCCUACGCGCCGGUGCGUUCUGGUAUUCAAGCGAGUUGGCAUGUCGACGGUUCUACUUAUAUGGGUGCCAUAGCGGAUGCGCUUGAAGAGGCAAAGGAGGAAAUCUUCAUCGCUGAUUGGUGGUUGAGUCCGGAGAUUUAUAUGAAACGGCCCGCGGUGGAUGGCGAUUACUGGCGCUUGGAUAAGAUACUACAUCGUAAAGCGUCACAGGGCAUCAAGGUGUUCGUGCUACUCUACAAAGAGGUCGAAAUGGCUUUGGGCAUUAAUAGUUACUACAGCAAACAGAGGCUUUCACACGAGAAUAUAAGGGUUCUCCGUCAUCCAGAUCAUGCGCGCGCUGGCGUGUUCUUCUGGGCUCAUCAUGAAAAGAUUGUUGUGGUCGAUCAGACUUACGCUUUCAUCGGUGGACUGGAUCUCUGCUAUGGCCGUUGGGACGACUAUCGGCAUCGUCUGACUGACCUUGGUAGCAUAUCCACCGCCUCUGCUUCGGGCAGCACACGACGUCUGGGCAGUUUCUUUAAGGACGAUGCGGACUCCGCCUUUGGUUCGCAGAAGUCGUCACGUAAAUGCACCAAUGUAAAUAGCGACCUACAGAAAAGCGAAAAAUUAAGCGCAAACAUCGAAGAAACCCAAUUUGAAGAGGUUGAGCUACGUACACUCGCGCCAGGCGAUAAACUUGUGAUACCUGAAUUGCUUUCACCGCCCACAAGCGAACAGAUCGCCAUCGAAGGCAUGAAAUUAAAUACACCCGAAAUGGAGCGUAAGAAUGUUUUGGAGAAAAUCACCACGAAUGCGAUGCGUAAGGGUAAAGACCUAGUGAGUCGGCUAACAAUGACCGAACAUGAGCGCGGCGCGGGCGAUAAGUCGCCUGAUGUGCUGAAAGAUCCCAAACAGCUUGUGUUCACCAUUGAUGAGGUGGAAACUGGACGCUUGGGUGGUCUAGAGGAUCCCACGCCGUUCCAAACGCAAAUCCUGAACGAUUACUAUGGUCAAGCCAAGUAUUGGUUCGGCAAGGAUUACUCUAACUUCAUACUCAAAGACUGGAUGAACUUAGAUGCGCCGCUCGUCGACAUCAUAGACCGCUCCACAACACCACGUAUGCCUUGGCAUGAUGUGGGCGUGUGUUUAGUGGGUGCAGCGGCGCGCGAUGUGGCGCGUCACUUCAUACAGCGCUGGAAUGCUGUGAAGCUGGAGAAGAUGCGCGAUAACGCCAACUUCCCAUAUCUAAUGCCAAAGAGUUACAACAACAUCAGGCUAAAUCCAAAUAUUACCUUGAAGCGUCAGAAUCGGGUUACGUGUCAGCUGCUGCGCAGCGCUUCUUCAUGGAGCUGCGGUUUCAUCGAGCAGGAUUUGGUUGAGCAGAGCAUACAUGACGCUUACAUACAGACAAUAACGAAGGCACAGCAUUUUAUCUACAUCGAAAAUCAAUUCUUCAUCACAAUGCAGUUGGGCGCGACGGGCGCGUAUGGCAAUGUGCGUAAUCAGAUUGGUGAAACGCUGUUCAAGCGUAUCGUGCGCGCGCAUAAAGAGCGCAAGACGUUCCGUGUAUUUGUGAUCAUACCGCUACUGCCCGGCUUUGAGGGCGAUGUUGGCGGCAGUACUGGCAAUGCGGUGCGCGCCAUCACGCAUUGGAACUACGCAUCGAUAUCACGCGGUCGCUCUGGCAUACUCACACGCCUGCAGGAGGUCGGCAUAAAAGAUCCCGGUGAAUACAUCUCCUUCCACAGUCUACGCACAAACUCACAGCUCAACAAUAAUCCCAUCACCGAGCUUAUCUAUGUCCAUUCCAAGCUGUUGAUCGCAGACGAUCGCGUUGUUAUAUGUGGUUCGGCAAACAUCAACGAUCGUUCCAUGAUUGGCAAACGUGAUUCGGAAAUUGCGGCGAUCAUAACCGAUGAAGAGUUUGAAGAUGGGCGCAUGAAUGGCAAAAAGUAUCCAAGCGGCGUGUUCGCUGGACGGCUGCGCAAGUUUCUGUUUAAAGAGCAUUUAGGCUUACUCGAUCCAGACGCGGAGCGUAUGCCAAUCGAUGUGACGGACCCUGUGAUAGAUCAAUUUUGGAAUGGCAUGUGGCGACGCACGGCCACACGCAAUACUGAGCUUUACGAAGAGAUCUUCAAAUGUCUGCCAACUGAUAAGGUGAAAUCGUAUGCAGAUUUGCGAAAAUAUCAGGAGGAACCGCCGCUAUCUAAGUCCGAUCCGGAAAUGGCUAUGAAGCGGGUGGCGAAUAUACAGGGUUUCCUAGUCAACCUGCCAUUGGACUUCCUCGACAAAGAGGUGCUAAAACCGCCUGGCACCAGUAAAGAGGGACUCAUACCGACCGCCGUGUGGACGUAGUCUCAGACCUGCAUUUACGCUGUUAAAAAUUUGCUACAAUGUAUUUAUUACUACUAUUUUUAUAAUUUUAAUUAUUAUUAUUAUUAUUUUUACUAUUUUUGUUAUGAUUACUUCAAUUAUUAUUCUAAUUUUAUUAUUAUUACCAUAACUGUAAUUAAGAAGCGUGAAAAUUUGAAAAGUUUAAAGUGCUUUAUUAGCAUGUAAGUGUAGCAUAAGCUUAGCUUAGCUUUGUUGACUUUAUUAUUUUAACAUUUCAAUUGACAAUAGAUCUGCACUUUUAAAUUAGACUAUAGUUUAGCGAUUACACUUAUUUUUCGACAGUAUUUUAGAUCCGAAGAUAUUUUACGAACGUCUUUUCCACUGUAUACUACUUGUCAUAGAUUUUAAUAAACUAUUUUUAAUAGUAAAUCAAAAUAAAAUAUCUAAGACAUGUCAUAGAACCUUGUA
Bactrocera neohumeralis is the source of this 4928-nucleotide messenger RNA. It is a transcript of the gene Pld, whose product is annotated as phospholipase D2. The record is from RefSeq and is a predicted model, not a curated record. The transcript is spliced from 11 exons. Bases 738 to 4481 code for a protein of 1247 amino acids. Lineage: Eukaryota; Metazoa; Arthropoda; Insecta; Diptera; Tephritidae. Gene Ontology annotation, biological process: phosphatidic acid biosynthetic process; cell motility; intracellular signal transduction. Gene Ontology annotation, molecular function: D-type glycerophospholipase activity; phosphatidylinositol binding.